This is a messenger RNA of Cadophora gregata, 1236 nucleotides long. RefSeq lists its product as uncharacterized. Gene Ontology annotation, biological process: positive regulation of mitochondrial translation. The record is from RefSeq and is a predicted model, not a curated record. The transcript has 2 exons. NCBI's taxonomy places the organism in Eukaryota, Fungi, Ascomycota, Leotiomycetes, Helotiales, Ploettnerulaceae. The coding region runs from base 1 to 1236 and encodes 411 amino acids.
AUGAAUAUGCAGAGCUUCGGACGACAAUUAAGUUCCUCCAAAGUCCGCCAAACUCUUUAUAAUAGCAGUACACGACCACAUCCAUUAAGAUGUCUUCAUGCAACGGCAGCAGGACAAGCUCCACGGAAGCGCAACUUCUUCUCUUCUAAUGCCACUCUUCAGCAAGAAUCGAACUCGAACGGAGUAGUAGAAAAUCUGCCACCAGCACCAUCACAAAAGCGUAAGCCUGUCAGGUCACCAGCUGGGAAGACAUCACUUCGACGGGUCGCUGUGGAGGCCCAAAGGUCUCGAGAGAGUACUAUUAGGCGGCAAGAUGUAGGGGCAGAUGGAGAAGGAAGCAAUAGAGUUACUGCGAUAUCAGUAGCAGACCAAUUUGACAUGGAGGCCGUUGCGCGGAUUCUCCGAUCACACGGGUUUCCAAUUGAUCCAGAUGCAACUGGAUUCGAGAUGGACCAAGUCAUACAUACCCGAGGCGUGAACAAUGGAGACAUCUUCGUCUUUCCCUCCGGAUCCGUCGUAGCUUGGUCCCUACCAGAAGAUGUUGUCUCUGAUCUGGCAACCAAGACUCUCCGGCCAGCAGCUGUCACCCCGCAUACUGGACAGGUCGAGAUGGAAGAUUUGGAAUAUGCUGAGGAUCCCAAACGAGAGAACAGUACGGUGAAGGGAGAUGUUAUUGUUUUGGGAACAAAGUCGGCCCUGCAGGAGGAGAACCUUGAUUCCAGAGUUGAUACGACCCUCGCAAAGAUCGCCUUCUCUUCGGGUCUGGCCCGCUCUACAAAGCUAGCAGUAUUGGAAACAAUGCUGGGGAAAUACUUUGAGUCUACACGAACAAUACCGACCACUCUCUCUCGAGGCUCGAAGCUACCUUUCAAUCGAAGAUUUAUGAUGCAGAAAACGGGCGAGUUGCUAGAACUGAGGGCUCAGUUAAAUCACUACUCCGAGCUGACCGACUCCUUACCAGAUCUGUUUUGGGACAGCAGACAUGAGCUCGGAUUGGAAGGAUACUAUGACCAAGUUGGGAGGGCUCUUGAUGUUGGAGUUCGGAUCAAGGCCUUGAACGAGAAGAUGGACUACGCCCAAGAAAUCGCAUCAAUUCUGCGCCAAACGAUGAGUGAGAAACACAGUAUCCAUCUUGAGUGGAUCAUCAUCAUCCUCAUUGCGGUGGAAGUUGGCUUUGAGCUCCGACGUGAGUGGAAGGAGAGGAAGGAAAGGCUGGAAAAAGCAGAUACCGAAUGA